AUGUACAUGAAAUGUGGGUCGGUCGAAUCCGGUAGGAGAUUGUUCGAUGAAAUGCCUGUGAAGGGUUUGAUUACAUGGAACGCUGUGAUCUCUGGAUAUUCACAGAACGGAUUAGCUCACGAAGUUUUGGAGCUUUACGAGAAGAUGAAAUCGUCUGGUGUUUAUCCCGAUCCGGUUACGUUGGUUAGCGUUUUGUCUUCUUGUGCUCAUCUUGGAGCUCAGAGGAUCGGUCAAGAAGUGGAGAAGAUAGUAGAAGCCAACGGUUUUGUAUCGAAUGUGUUUGUGAGCAACGCGUUGAUCAGCAUGUAUGCGAGAUGCGGGAACUUGGCAAAGGCGCGUGGUGUUUUCGACGUCAUCCCUGUGAAAAGCUUGGUGUCGUGGACGGCGAUGAUAGGCUGCUACGGGAUGCAUGGAUUGGUGGAGACCGGGCUUGAGCUUUUCGAUGAUAUGAUUAGAAGCGGUGUGAGACCUGACGGGACGGUGUUUGUGAUGGUUCUAUCUGCGUGUAGCCAUUCAGGGAUGACAGAUAAAGGUUUGGAGCUGUUUGAUGCGAUGAAGAGAGUGUAUAAGCUUGAGCCUGGACCUGAACACUACUCUUGCGUUGUUGAUCUAUUGGGAAGAGCUGGUCGAGUAGGUGAAGCUAUGGAGUUUAUAGAAUCAAUGCCUGUUGAAGCGGAUGGUGCUGUUUGGGGAGCUUUGUUGGGUGCGUGUAAAAUCCAUAGGAAUGUGGGUGUUGCAGAGUUGGCUUUUAAAAAGGUGAUUGAGUUUGAGCCUAUGAAUGUUGGCUACUAUGUGUUGAUGUCGAAUAUAUAUACGGACUCGAGGAAUCAAGAAGGGAUCUGGAGAGUGAGAGUGAUGAUGAGGGAGAGAGGAUUCAGGAAAGAGCCUGGGUAUAGUUAUGUGGAACACGAGGGGAGAGUUCACUUGUUUUUGGCUGGCGAUAGAAGUCAUGAGCAAACAGAGGAAGUUUAUAGGAUGCUGGAUGAGUUGGAGAGUUCUGUGAUGGAGAUUACGGGAGACACGGACUGUGAUAGAGAUGGUGGAGAGGUUUUGAGCAGUAGGCGUGAGCAUAGCGAGAGGUUAGCAGUAGCGUUUGCGGUACUCAACAGUGUUCCAGGCACAGAGAUUCUUGUGAUAAAGAACUUGAGGGUUUGUGAAGACUGUCAUGUGUUUAUCAAGAUGGUUAGCAAGAUUGUAGAUCGCAGGUUUGUUGUGAGAGAUGCGUCGCGGUUCCACUAUUUUAAAGACGGUGUCUGCUCGUGCAAGGAUUACUGGUAA
Microthlaspi erraticum is the source of this 1278-nucleotide messenger RNA. Lineage: Eukaryota; Viridiplantae; Streptophyta; Magnoliopsida; Brassicales; Brassicaceae. The record is from the annotation of a GenBank genome assembly.